This is a messenger RNA of Lachnellula hyalina, 1275 nucleotides long. RefSeq names its product 37S ribosomal protein, mitochondrial (gene rsm23). Gene Ontology annotation, biological process: mitochondrial translation. Gene Ontology annotation, cellular component: mitochondrial small ribosomal subunit. Gene Ontology annotation, molecular function: structural constituent of ribosome. The record is from RefSeq and is a predicted model, not a curated record. The coding region runs from base 1 to 1275 and encodes 424 amino acids. Lineage: Eukaryota; Fungi; Ascomycota; Leotiomycetes; Helotiales; Lachnaceae. The transcript has 2 exons.
AUGCCAGCAACGAAGAAAGCAGGCGUAACCAAAAAAGGCCAAAAGAAAUCAGCCCGCAUCAAGUCCAAAGUCCCGCCGAAACCUACUGGUAAACCCCCUAUGCCGGGCGAGAGGAAGGCGAUGCGUAAGCGGAUUGUGCUCAGUAAUACCAAUGCGCUGGAGGUAGAUGGGAUGGUGGAUUUGAGCCGCGAGAUGACCGGGAAGUUAGAGAACCAUGUUGGGAAGGUUGUGGGGCUUGAGGGGGCCACGGUUGAUGGAUUAAGGGCUGCGGAGGCGUUCAAGACGACACAGGGUUGGGGAUUGUUUAGACGGCCUGGUGUGCUGGUUAGGGAGGAGAGCGUGCAGUUGGGAAAGAGGAUGGCGGGUGUUGAACAAAGGAAAGAGACGCUCAGAAUUGUGGUUGAUGGCGGAAAGGGGACGGGGAAGAGUAUGAUGUUGCUGCAGGGCAUGGCUAUGGCUUUUGUGAGAGGUUGGAUUGUGCUUAACGUCCCCGAAGCCCAAGAAGUCGUCAAUGCAGUCAACGACUAUGCUGCUAUCCCGGGCACUACACCAACCCUCUGGUCCCAGCCAGCUUACACGGCGAAUUGGCUUGCUCAGAUUGCUAAAGCCAACGGCCCUAUCCUGAGCACCCUUAAGCUCUCGCAAAAACACAACCUUCCCAUUUCCGUCCCAUCCGAUACCACACUCACUCGCCUCUGCGAGCUUGGAGCCAGAGACUCUGACGUAGCAUGGCCUAUAUUCCAAGCGUUAUGGUCUGAGAUCACAGCUCCUGGCCGUCCUCCCAUUCUCAUGGUUGUAGACAGCUUGAGCUAUAUCAUGGAUUUAAGCCAAUACCGCGAUCCGGACUUCAACUUCAUCCAUUCCCACGAUCUUGCGCUCGUGAAACAUCUCACGGAUUAUUCAUCAGGAGCUCAGACUUUACCAAAUGGAGGCGCCUUCCUCGCCGCUUCGUCAAAAAGUCAUGCUCCUAUUUCGCUGAGCAUGAAUCUCGCGAUAACGCAGCAAGUGGAAAGGCAAAAGGGCGAGGAGAUCACAGAGCGGGAUCCGUAUGAGCGGAAAUAUGACCAGCGAGCGGAGGAUUCGCUCAAGGGAGUAGAGGUGUUGAUGUUGAACGGACUGAGUAAGGUGGAGGCAAGGGGACUAAUGGAGUAUUGGGCUGCGAGUGGGGUGUUGAGGCAGAGGGUUGAUGAGAGGACUGUUGCGGAGAAGUGGGCAUUGGCUGGAAAUGGGAUCGUUGGGGAGAUUCAGAGGGGGGCAUUGAGGAUGAGGAUAUAG